This is a messenger RNA of Pseudophryne corroboree (corroboree frog), 4040 nucleotides long. RefSeq names its product zinc finger protein 585A-like. The record is from RefSeq and is a predicted model, not a curated record. The transcript is spliced from 5 exons. Bases 89 to 3394 code for a protein of 1101 amino acids. Lineage: Eukaryota; Metazoa; Chordata; Amphibia; Anura; Myobatrachidae.
UCCGGUUUUCUCUCGAGCGGGAGUCCUUCGUCCGCAAAAGCAGGAGGGGGAGUAUAUAGAAGAACACAGGGGUCUGUACAAGGACGUGAUGAUGGAGAAUCACCAGCCCCUCACAUCACUGGAUGGACCCAGUGAAAGAGAUACCCCAGAGAGAAGUCCCCAUCCUCUGUAUUUCCAGGAUUUUACAGAGGAGAAUCACAGGAUCCCACAGGAGGAUCAGGAUGAGCACCUUUCUGAUAUGAAGGCCGAAGAUACAGAGGGAGAAGAAGAGACGUAUGUGACUGAUAUGAAGGCAGAAGAUACAGAGGGAGAAGAAGAGACGUAUGUGAUGGAUAUGAAGGGAGAAAAUGAGACGUAUGUGACUGAUAUGAAGGCAGAAGAUAUAGAGGAAGAAGAGACGUAUGUGACUCAUAUGAAGGCAGAAGAUAUAGGGGGAGAAGAAGAGACGUAUGUGACUGAUAUGAAGGCAGAAGAUAUAGAGGGAGAAGAGACGUAUGUGACUGAUAUGAUGGCAGAAGAUAUAGAGGGAGAAGAAGAGACGUAUGUGACGGAUAUGAUGGCAGAAUAUAUAGAGGGAGAAGAAGAGACGUAUGUGACUGAUAUGAAGGCAGAAGAUAUAGAGGGAGAAGAAGAGACGUAUGUGACUGAUAUGAAGGCAGAAGAUACAGAGGGAGAAGAAGAGACGUAUGUGAUUGAUAUGAAGGCAGAAGGUAUAGAGGGAGAAGAAGAGACGUGUGUGACUGAUAUGAAGGCAGAAGAUAUAGAGGGAGAAGAAGAGACGUAUGUGAUUGAUAUGAAGGCAGAAGGUAUAGAGGGAGAAGAAGAGACGUGUGUGACUGAUAUGAAGGCAGAAGAUAUAGAGGGAGAAGAGACGUAUGUGACUGAUAUGAAGGCAGAAGAUAUAGAGGAAGAAGAGACAUGUGUUACUGAUAUGAAGGCAGAAGAUAUAGAGGGAGAAGAGACGUAUGUGACUGAUAUGAAGGCAGAAGAUAUAGAGGGAGAAGAGACGUAUGUGAGGAGAGAUCAGAAGUGUAAGGAAGAGGAAAUGCCUACAGAUAUCAGCACAGCAGAUGGAGGCACAAGCAGGAAUUCCUUGGAGGGAGAUCUCAUUUUGUCUGCAGAUAGUAAAAUAGAAGAUAACACCACACAGGAUUCUCCAGGAGACAUCCCCAUUUCUCUAACUAUACAUCCAGUACCUGAUACUUCAUCUGAUCCCUGUAAUCGCGAUGACUGUUCAUCUAAUACCUCAGAUUUUGUUACACAUCAUGCAGCUCAUACAUGUGAUAAAAUAUUUCCAUGCUCUGAGUGUGGGAAAAGUUUUGCACGCAAAUCACAACUUGUUAUACAUCAGAGAAGUCAUACAGGUGAGAGACCAUUUCCAUGUUCUGAGUGUGGGAAAAGUUUUAUAGACAAAUCACAUCUUGUUGCACAUCAGAGAAGUCACACAGGUGAGAGACUAUUUCCAUGCUCUGAGUGUGGGAAAAGUUUUGUAUUCAAGUCACAGCUUGUUAGGCAUCAAAGAAGUCACACAGGUGAGAAACCAUUUCCAUGCUCUGAGUGUGGGAAAAGUUUUGCACGCAAAUCAGAGCUUAUUAUACAUCAGAAAAAUCACACAGUUGAGAAACCAUUUCCAUGCUCUGAGUGUGAGAAAUGUUUUCUGUGUAAAUCAGGACUUGUUAGACAUAAGAGAAGUCACACAGGUGAGAAUACAUUUCCAUGCUCUGAGUGUGGGAAAUGUUUUCUGUGUAAAUCAGGACUUGUUAGACAUCAGAGAAGUCACACAGGUGAGAAACCAUUUCCAUGCUCUGAGUGUGGGAAAAGUUUUGCAAGCAAAUCACAGUUUGUUAGACAUCAAAGAAGUCACACAGGUGAGAAACCAUUUCCAUGCUCUGAGUGUGGGAAAAGUUUUGCACGCAAAUCAGAGCUUGUUAUACAUCAGAAAAAUCACACAGGUGAGAAACCAUUUCCAUGCACUGAGUGUGAGAAAUGUUUUCCACUCAAAUCACAGCUUGCUAGACAUCAGAGAAUUCACACAGGUGAGAAUACAUUUCCAUGCUCUGAGUGUGGGAAAUGUUUUCUGUGUAAAUCAGGACUUAUUAGACAUCAAAGAAGUCACACAGGUGAGAAACCAUUUCCAUGCUCUGAGUGUGGGAAAAGUUUUGCAAGCAAAUCACAGUUUGUUAGACAUCAAAGAAGUCACACAGGUGAGAAACCAUUUCCAUGCUCUGAGUGUGGGAAAAGUUUUGCACGCAAAUCAGACUUUAUUAUACAUCAGAUAAAGCACACAGGUGAGAAACCAUUUCCAUGCACUGAGUGUGAGAAAUGUUUUCCACUUAAAUCACAGCUUGCUAGACAUCAGAGAAUUCACACAGGUGAGAAUACAUUUCCAUGCCCUGAGUGUGGGAAAUGUUUUCUGUGUAAAUCAGAAUUUGUUAGACAUCAAAGAAGUCACACAGGUGAGAAACCAUUUCCAUGCUCUGAGUGUGGGAAAAGUUUUGCAAGCAAAUCAAAGUUUGUUAGACAUCAAAGAAGUCACACAGGUGAGAAACCAUUUCCAUGCUCUGAGUGUGGGAAAAGUUUUGCACGCAAAUCAGACUUUAUUAUACAUCAGAUAAAGCACACAGGUGAGAAACCAUUUCCAUGCACUGAGUGUGAGAAAUGUUUUCCACUUAAAUCACAGCUUGUUAGACAUCAGAGUAGUCACACGGGUGAGAAACCAUUUCCAUGCUCUGAGUGUUGGAAAAGUCUUGCACUCAAAUCACAUCUAGUUAGACAUCAAAGAAGUCACACAGGUGAGAAACCAUUUCCAUGCUCUGAGUGUGGGAAAAGUUUUGCACUCAAGUUACAUCUUGUUAGACAUCAUAGAAGUCACACAGGUGAGAAUACAUUUCCAUGCACUGAGUGUGAGAAAUGUUUUCCACUUAAAUCACAGCUUGCUAGACAUCAGAGAAUUCACACAGGUGAGAAUAAAUUUCCAUGCUCUGAGUGUGGGAAAUGUUUUCUGUGUAAAUCAGAACUUGUUAUACAUCAGAGACGUCACAUAGGUGAGAAACCAUUUCCAUGCUCUGAGUGUGGGAAAAGUUUUGCACUCAAGUUACAUCUUGUUAGACAUCAGAGAAGUCACACAGGUGAGAAACCAUUUCCAUGCUCUGAAUGUGAGAAAAGUUUUGCAGGCAAAUCACAGCUUGCUAGGCAUCAUAGAAGUCACACAGGUAAGAAAUUUCCAUGCUCUGAGUGUGAGAAAUGUUUUCCACUCAAAUCACAGCUUGCUAGACAUCAGAGAAGUCACACAGGUGAGAAACCAUUUCCAUGCUCUGCGUGUGGGAAAAGUUUUGCAGGCAAAUCGUAUCUAGUUAAACAUCAAAAAUUACACAGGAGUAAAGCAUUACUAUGAUCUGAUACACAACAGGGUUGUAGCAACAUUUUAUUGUAUUGGACAGGUCCGGACUGCCCAUCUGUCACCUCUGGCAUAUUCCAGAAGUGCCAAUGGACUGGUGGUUUCAUCCAGUUCCACAGAGAGAUGGGAAGGCCCUGUGCAGUGCAACCUCUGGCUCUCUGGUUUAUAUGCCCCUACUUUCCAAAGUGUCUGUCUACAUGGAAAUGGGGACGUGCAGUAAGUCCACGCGCCCCUUACAGCACGUCCUCGUGUGUCAUGUCCUUGCGCCCCCCCCGUGAUGUGCGCUUGCAAGUUUACAAAUGCCCAAUCCAAAUAGGAGCCCCAGUUUGUCCCUGCCAGUAGAUAUCGGCACCACUCUCCACAUCAAUACCAGACCAUCGUGUUAUAUAAGCUUCUAUGGGCCUAAUGCAUAGUCAAUUGCAAAACGAAAAUCUUCCGCUAAUGGGAAAAUCUAUGUGCACUGCAGGUGGGGCAGAUGUAACAUGUGCAGAGAGAGUUAGAUUUGAGUGAGGUGUGUUCAAAUGGAAAUCUAAAUUGCAGUGUAAAAAUAAAGCAGCCAGUAUUUACCCUGCACAGAAACAAUAUAACCCACCCUAAUCUAACUAUCUGCACAUUUCUCAUACAUCCUAGGGGAUUCUGGGGU